GUGUCCGCGGGGUCAGAGGUCAGAGCGGACGGUUCUCGUCACGCCAAAAGCCGGAAGUGAGGUUCAAUCUGUGGCUUCUUCAGAGUAAACUCAGUCAAACUACAUCUGUGAGCUGCUGAGCGCAAGCUAAAUACGGUGUGUGGAGACUCUACAAUGGACUCUGACAUUUUGAACAUUGAGGAUAUAGUGAUGGGACGGGCAUUGCCAGAUCCACCUGUAGCAGAGCCACCCCCAAAACCUGCAGAACCAAUCAAACCAAAACCUGCAACAAAUGGACCCCCAGCACCAACUGUCACAUCAUACCAGCAUGAAAAUCUGCAGUGUUUUCAGUGCUUCAUCACUUUCUGUAGUGCCAAAGCCAAGGAAAGACACAUGAAAAAGAGUCACAGAGAAGAGUACAAGCAAGUUCUGCAGCAGGGAAACACUCUUUUCACAUGCUAUGUCUGUGAUCGUACAUUUUCGUCAUCUGAGGAGCUGACACAACACCAGCCAACUCACAGCAAAGAUGAUAAGCCCUUCAAAUGUGCCCACUGUAAAGAAAGCUUCAAAACCUUUUCAGAGUUAACAGUUCAUAGAAGACAGCAGUGCCCGGAGAGACAGUUCCCCUGUAAAGAUUGCAGUGAAACCUUCAGGAGUGCAGCUAUGCUCCGCACUCAUCGACUGGCUCAGCACCCGCGCCAAGAAGAGCCCACUGAGCUACAACCUGAUGAUGCAAACAAGGCUCCCACAUGUAAGAAAUGUGGUCAAAGCUUUGAAUCAGAGACUGAAUUUCUCUCCCACACUGAGGGCCCCGAUGGACAGUGUAACGGUACAGCUCCAGUGAAAAAACGCCAGGCCAACAAGCGAAAGAAGAAAGACGAGGGUGAAGAAUCUGAGGACCCAGAAAAAGCUCAGAGCACAUCUGAUUCAACCAGUGCUGUGGAGGAAAAGGGAAAACCAGGCGGCGCAAAGCGCGGCCGUCCUGCUAAAGCUGCAGCCAAGACAGAAGAAGAAAAACCUGCAGAUGAAGAUCAGGCAAAGGAGAAGAAGUCAAAAGCUGAGGCAGCUCCACCUCGUCAAGUGCCCUGUCCCGACUGUGACCUGACCUUCCCUGGUUUGAUUCAGCUACGUGCCCACAAAAAGGAGAAGCACACCCAAAAGAAAGCUCAUCCCUGUGAAGAAUGUGAAGAGAGUUUUGCCCGUCAGGAGCAGCUGGAUGCCCACAUGUCCAGGGUACAUGCUGUUGGCCGCUUCGCCUGUUCAACGUGUGGCAAAAGCUUUGGCCGUGAGCGUACGUUGAAAGCUCAUGAAAAAACCCACACGGAGGAGGAAAACCAAGCAACAAAAAGAUAAUUGGAACGGUUUGUCUGGCUCCGAAGAUUUUAGUCCCUAUUGGUCUCUUCUUUUAACGUUGUAGUUUUGAUCAUGCAUCACAUGAAUUGAUGUGAGGAGACUGUUCUUUUAACUUGUUUUGAGGUGUUGAUCAUGAGCUGAUAUAGGAUAUACAUUAGAUUUGACUAACAAAAUGUUGAAAAAAAUGUUUCUCUAAUUGUUAACAUUUUUUAAAUAACUUUUUUAUCAUUUCAUUUUGUUUUAAAUUGUGUAUUGUGUGUGUUGUGUAUUUUAACUUUGCUUGACUUUUCUUUUGUUUGCUUAAAAAAUUAUUUUGAAACUGUACAAAAAAAAUUGUGAAACCGUUUAAGCAUCUUAUAAUGAAGUGUUUUUGUACAACUUACAGUUUAUAUUGUACAUUUUACCAUUGAUAUUUGAUUAUCUUCAUCUCUAAAUUAUGACACAAGUAUAGAUUUAAAAAAAAACAACUAUUAUUUUGAUUAUGUUUAAACGUAGUUUCAGCUAAUCACUCCAGAUGCAAUGUGGAGUGUUUGGCUUGUGGGCAGAUAGUUCCACUAUGUGUUUUUUUUUUUUUUUUUUUUUGCUUUGUUUUAUUUCUAAGAAUUUGGAUUGUAGUUUUUCAUUAUUUUUGGCUAUUUAAUGCUUUAUAGUCUCAUACCAACUGUAUAUAAGUAAAUUGUUUUGACAUCUGUCAGCAUAGUUACAAUGUAAUAAAACAUACUCUUGCAAGUGAAAACUAA
Boleophthalmus pectinirostris (great blue-spotted mudskipper) is the source of this 2072-nucleotide messenger RNA. RefSeq names its product oocyte zinc finger protein XlCOF28-like. The record is from RefSeq and is a predicted model, not a curated record. The transcript has 5 exons. The coding region runs from base 154 to 1332 and encodes 392 amino acids. NCBI's taxonomy places the organism in Eukaryota, Metazoa, Chordata, Actinopteri, Gobiiformes, Gobiidae.